Thermothelomyces thermophilus ATCC 42464 is the source of this 1724-nucleotide messenger RNA. RefSeq lists its product as uncharacterized. Gene Ontology annotation, cellular component: nucleus. The transcript has 6 exons. Gene Ontology annotation, biological process: regulation of gene expression. Gene Ontology annotation, molecular function: protein binding. NCBI's taxonomy places the organism in Eukaryota, Fungi, Ascomycota, Sordariomycetes, Sordariales, Chaetomiaceae. The record is from RefSeq and is a predicted model, not a curated record. Bases 152 to 1717 code for a protein of 521 amino acids.
CAAGGCUCGGUUAUCCAGGCAUUCAGGGGGCCUCGAUACGAUCCGACUUUCGAGUGCCUGUCCCAGCCGGCCCGCGGUCCACGUCUGGAAAGGUCCUAUUGCGUACAGUCAAGAACGAGAGGCAAGCAGCAUAAACAGGUCACUCGCCUGAAUGUCGCAAUCACUGAAGGCCAUCUUUGGGGAGCUAGGCAUCUCGCAGUAUCUGGAUGCGUUCCUCGAACAGGGUUUUGACACUUGGGAGACCAUCUUGGACAUCACCGAAUCUGACCUCGAUGCGUUGGGUGUGAAGUUGGGCCACCGGCGGAAACUCCAAAGGCGAAUAGCCAACUCGCGCGGAAUUGCACCGGAUGCGUCCUUGGUGUCGCCGACACAGGCAGCAAUCGAGGAUCUCAAGUUGCAGGAUGGCAUCCAUCCAGAGCCACCGGCAGCCGAGGGCCGAGAGACGGUUGGUACUGUCGUCACAAAGAGGAAGUACCGACGGCAUCCAAAGCCGGACGAGAACGCGCCAGAGCGACCUCCCUCGGCCUAUGUGCUCUUCUCCAACAAAAUGCGGGAGGAGCUCAAGGGCCGUAAUCUGAGCUUCGCGGAGAUCGCCAAGCUGGUCGGCGAGAACUGGCAGAACUUGAGCGCCGCGGAGAAGGAACCUUUCGAGGCACGGGCCCAAGCCAUCAAGGACAAAUACCUGGCCGACCUGGCCGAGUACAAGAAGACGCCGCAGUACAGCCAGUACCAAGCCUAUCUCCGGGAGUUCAACGCAAAGCACGGCUCACCAUCCCAAGACAAGGAUGCAUCCAAAAGAGUUAGGCUAUCCGGGCAUGGAGGUCAAGGUCGCGGCAGUCCCGGUGCCAUCACUACGAGGACGAGCCGGAGUGGGAGCGGCGCGAACAGCCGCCGCGGAAGCCCGCCGACCAGUGCCAGGCAAAGGAUCUCUUCGGUCAUCUCCAGCGAUUCGCAGUACACGAGUUCCUUGGCCCCGUCAACAUCCAUCACGUCCCCCGAGGAUUCGGCCUUCUCCCCCACCGAAAGCAAUCCGGACCAGCAGCACGCAAUGAACCGCUCGCCCCCGAUCAAAUUGGAGCCCAAGGAGCAGUCACCGUUGCUAAGCCCCCGUCAUGCCAGCCAGCGGGACGAUCAAGGCCGGGAGCAGUCGAGCAUGCACAGGCAUCUGCCGUCGCUCUCCGACCUCUUUGAUGGGCAGGGUUUACCGGGCACAAUGCGCCAGCCAAGCGACCCCAGUGGUUAUCGUUUUCCCGGAGCUCACAUCACGGGCAGCCCGGGGCGUCCGCUGGGCCAUCGUGGCGCCGAUGCGCGUUCGCCACCAAUGACCAACGGCACCGAGCAUCGUUAUAGUGAUGAUUCUUCGUCCUCACACCCUCCCUUCGGCCUCCCCCGGCCAUCAGUCGACGGUCCCUUGCCGAUACAUGCCCUCUUGGACUCGAUGCCCGAACCUACAUUCCGCAGCCAUCAACCGGCCCCGCUGCAGCCCCCAAAUACUCACCUAGCCACCGAACAAAACCAUAACCCGAGCCCUGUGCACCAGUCACCAAGUAGCGGCUCGGGUCGACAGAUAAUUAAUGGUACUUUUGUUUUUCUCUUCUCAAGGUCGAUCGAGAUUGUGUAUAGUGUUACUGAACUAGGCGCCCAAAGGUUACCAUCACCAUCACUCGGCGUCGCCCCUCUCGCAUUAUCCCUCUUCUACCAACGAGUAUCAAAUUAAUCAAGCC